ACACUCGAUUAAAGUUAUAUUACAAAGUAAUCUUGCAUUGCAUGGGUUCAUGUGACUUUACCCUCACUCUUUCUUUCCUAUCUUUCUUAUUCUACAUGGAAAAAAGAAGAAAAGAGAAAGACAUGUGUCCUUAAACAACCAAAUGUCAGCAGCUGAAUAAUAAAAUCUUGUUUUGGGUUGUUACAAAAAGAAUAAAGAACAGUUACAUUCUUUUUCCUAAGAGAGACACUUUUUAGUGGGUUGGUUGUUGUUGUUGGUGGUGCUGGUGGUGGAGCAGCACUUUCUGAGGGAAUAAUCUAAGACUGAGAAUUUGGAAGAGAUGGGUGUUGUUACUGUUGCUGAAUUGAAGCCAAGCAUUUCAGGGAAAAGAUCAUUUCGUCCAAGUUCAAGUAUAAGGCAUGCCACUGAAUGUUCCACUUCAAUCAUUCUACCAUCUUGCAGGCCGAUUUCUGACGUUUCUAGUGAUCUCACGGUUGAAAUUGGAGCAUCUAGCUUUGCACUUCACAAGUUUCCACUAGUUUCUCGGAGCGGAAGAAUCCGGAAAUUGUUGUUGGAAGCAAAAGAUUCAAAAGUUUCACGCAUAAAUAUAGCUGCAGUUCCAGGUGGAGCAGAAGCCUUUGAGUUAGCAGCAAAGUUCUGCUAUGGUGUAAAUGUGGAAAUUACAGUAUCAAAUGUUGCUAUGCUAUUAUGCGCAGCACAUUUCCUAGAAAUGACAGAAGAUUUUGCAGAAAAAAAUCUGGAAGCCAGAGCUGAAUCUUAUCUAAAGGAGAUGGUUCUACCAAACAUAUCAAGUUCAAUAUCUGUCCUUCAUCGCUGCGAAGCACUCUUGCCUAUUUCAGAAGAGAUAAACCUGAUAAGUAGACUUAUAAAUGCAAUUGCAAGCAAUGCAUGCAAAGAGCAGCUCACUUCUGGCUUACUAAAGCUUGACCAUAACUUCCCAGCAAAACAAGCAAAUAUAGAACCAGAAACACCAUCAGAUUGGUGGGGCAAAUCACUUACAGUGCUAAAUCUUGAUUUCUUCCAACGAGUUUUAUCUGCAGUGAAAUCUAAGGGUCUAAAACAGGAUAUGAUCAGCAAAAUUUUGAUAAAUUAUGCUCAUAAUUCUCUUCAAGGCCUAGUUGUAAGAGAUCCUCAUUUGGUUAAAGGAAGUCUUUUAGAUUUGGAGUUGCAGAAGAAACAAAGGGUCAUUGUUGAAGCAAUUGUUAGCUUACUACCGACCCAAUCAAGAAAAAGUACUGUUCCAAUGGCUUUUCUUUCGAGUUUGUUGAAAACAGCAAUAGCAGCAUCAGCAACUACUUCUUGUAGAUCUGAUUUAGAAAGAAGGAUCGGUCUUCAACUAGAUCAAGCAAUUCUUGAAGACAUUCUAAUUCCUGCAAAUUCACAUGGAAAUACCCAUAGCACUAUGUAUGAUACAGAUUCAAUAUUGAGAAUAUUUUCCAUGUUUCUCAACUUGGAUGAGGAUGAUGAAGAGGACAAUCACUUGCGCGAUGAGAGUGAGAUGGUUUAUGAUUUUGACAGUCCUGGAUCUCCUAAGCAAAGCUCAAUCCUUAAGGUAUCAAAAUUACUAGACACCUAUCUUGCAGAAGUUGCACUAGACUCAAACUUGAUGCCAUCAAAGUUCAUAGCACUAGCAGAACUACUUCCAGACCACGCUCGUAUAGUCAGUGAUGGAUUGUACAGAGCUGCGGACAUCUUCCUAAAGGUUCAUCCAAACAUUAAAGACUCUGAGAGGUACAGACUAUGCAAGACUAUAGACUGUCAAAAAUUAUCACAGGAAGCCUGCAGCCAUGCUGCACAAAAUGAAAGGCUGCCGGUGCAGAUGGCAGUACAAGUGCUGUACUUUGAGCAGAUAAGGCUACGAAAUGCCAUGAAUGGAGGGCACAAUCAAUUCUUUUUUGGGGCAAUAAAUGGUCAGUUCCCUCAAAGAUCAAGCAGCGGAGCAGGAAGUGGGGCUAUCUCCCCUAGAGAUAACUAUGCAUCUGUUAGAAGAGAGAACAGAGAAUUGAAGCUUGAAGUUGCGAGAAUGAGAAUGAGACUUACUGAUCUUGAAAAAGACCAUGUGUCUAUGAAACAAGAACUUGUAAAGUCUCAUCCGGCAAAUAAGAUAUUCAAAUCAUUCACAAAAAAAUUAAGCAAGCUCAAUUCUUUAUUCAGAAUUAAUGGUCUCAAGCCUAUAGGAGGAAAAGCUAAUUCAGAAACAAGAUUCUUCUUUCAGAAAAGAAGGCGUCACUCAGUUUCCUGACUGUAAAUCAAUUAUUGUGUGUACAACGAUAGUAACUUUAUUUUUAAAAAAGAGUGUAUAGUAUAGCAAGUGUAGUGUGAUUUAAGUCUUCUAAUUGUAUGUCUAAUGUCAGCUUGGUGGGCUUUUGGAAUUUGGAGUGUUAGAAUUUGAGUUGCCAUGUUUAGUGAGAUUGCUCCUUUGACAUAAUUUUUUGUUUUUCAUUCAUGGAACUAUUGAAGGCUGGCACUCGAUCAGACUUUGUAUUCUAAAAAGGCAUUUAUGAAGAUUUUUUUUAGAAUAUUAUA
Molecule: messenger RNA, 2526 nt
Organism: Jatropha curcas
Lineage: Eukaryota; Viridiplantae; Streptophyta; Magnoliopsida; Malpighiales; Euphorbiaceae
Product: BTB/POZ domain-containing protein At1g03010
Molecular function (GO): protein binding
Source: RefSeq, a predicted model, not a curated record